Harpegnathos saltator (Jerdon's jumping ant) is the source of this 1221-nucleotide messenger RNA. RefSeq names its product drebrin-like. NCBI's taxonomy places the organism in Eukaryota, Metazoa, Arthropoda, Insecta, Hymenoptera, Formicidae. The transcript has 2 exons. The record is from RefSeq and is a predicted model, not a curated record. The coding region runs from base 1 to 1221 and encodes 406 amino acids.
AUGGAGAAAAACCUCCAAAAGAUCAAAGCGGAGCUGGAGAGAGCGCGCCGAGAACGAAGAGAGAUAGAGGAAGAGAACAGAGAAUUGGAGCGGCGCAACAGAGAGAUGGAGGCGGAAAUCGAGCAGAGCCUGCGCCGAGAACGCGAGGCGAUACAACAACUGCGAAGAUCGAGAGAGAACCUGCGGCGACAAUACCAACUAAAUGUCUCCAUCCUGAACAGACAACAGGAUCAGCAGACAGAAUCAACCAUCUCUCAGCGAGACCACGAGACAGCAACGAUCGCUACGAGCACACCCAUCUCGGGUCGAGCCAGAUACCAAAUGGACAACGCGCAACCCAGCACAUCUGGCACGAGAGAGACACGGGAGCCGCAACCGGGUACAUCUGGCACGAGACGGGCACAGGACCCGCAACCCGGCACAUCCGGUGCAAGGAGAGCACCGAUCAACAAAAGGAUGUGGAGCAGCGACUCCGAGUCCGACGAGGACCCAUUCAAAAUGAUCAGCGCAGCAACAUGGAUCAGAAGGCGAAAGAUCCCGCCGAGACAACACCUGUCUAAAAAGGAGACUCACGAAGGACCGCGGGCCGAGCGAUUCAAAUCGACCCAAGACCCGCUGCACAGAGAGCGCGAUCCAAGAACGGGCCGCUUCGUAACAACGAAGACGAACAAAAGAACGCCCAGAGAUCAGGCGCACGUACUACAGGAGAAACUCGACGAGAUACUCCGGGAUUUAGGCGAACUCCAGCCACCCAAAAGAAGGAGGAGACAAGCAACACCUCCGGAAACAUCCGAGGACACAAACUCGGCGGAAAACGUGUCGGAGUCGUCGCUAGACGAAGACGAGCGACCAGCUGCAACCACUGAGACAAUAAUCGUCACCUCGAGCAAGGACAACCCGGAACCAACAAGCAGAUCCGCACAGUCCACCAUCACGGUAGACUCAUCCGAUAAAGCGGAUGUCAGCGACAAGCGGCAGACCUACUUAAGCCUGGUUCAAGCAUUCAUCGAGGCUGAACAGGCAUUCGAGCUGAUGCAACCAGAGGAACACCAUGGUCCCGACGAGAACGUUUCCAUCGACUCGGUAAACGGGGGCCGUGUAGCCGCGGACCGGCAACAGGAGAGCGCGGUCGACGUCUACCCGGAGACUGCGCGUGAGGGUGAGGAAGAGGCUCCAGUGCUGAAGGAUGAGCAACCCCAGGAAGGGGAACAACCGGAGUAA